Messenger RNA from Caenorhabditis remanei, 327 nucleotides. RefSeq lists its product as uncharacterized. The transcript has 3 exons. Bases 1 to 327 code for a protein of 108 amino acids. Lineage: Eukaryota; Metazoa; Nematoda; Chromadorea; Rhabditida; Rhabditidae. The record is from RefSeq and is a predicted model, not a curated record.
AUGAAGUUUGUUCUUGUUGCUAUUCUGGUUCUUCUCUCCGUCGUUUCAGUGGAUGGACAAGCGAGUCUCUCUUUCGGAAACGCCACUCCAAAUGCUCCAGGUGUCAGUCUGACAGCCGUCAAUAGGAAUGGACAGUUGGUUGUAACAGUGCUCUGGGCAUUCCAAGCGUCUCAAUGUGAAAUUCUUCAAAGAACUGAUGAGACUAUCAACUCGAGAGCACGAAUUGUCAGUGUCACCAGCACUUGUAUUCACAGAAAUAUCUGUCAAGGUCGUGGGCCCAUCACAACUGGUAUCACUUGCGAGGAGUUCAUGAGCAAACUCAAUUGA